Adineta ricciae is the source of this 382-nucleotide messenger RNA. Lineage: Eukaryota; Metazoa; Rotifera; Eurotatoria; Adinetida; Adinetidae. The record is from the annotation of a GenBank genome assembly.
AUGACUAAUUUAUCAUCACUUGAGGAUUUGAUACGGGCCCAAGAUGAAAUCGAUGAUCUAUGGCAUUCAAUUAACAAAUCUCCAUCAGAUCCGUUGUAUUAUUGGAUAUCAUAUGCAACGUUUACAUUCGCUGUUCUAGGUUCCUUAAGUAACCUUACUUCUGUUAUUGUCCUUUUAAGACUAAGUACGCAUUUGGCAACCUUUGUGUAUUUAACUAGUUUAGCAUUAUCGGAUAUGAUAACAUGUUUAUCCAUAAUGAUCGCUCAACUUCUGGAAUUUAUUCUUCAAACUCGUCGAAGCACAUCUGUUGCUAUUUCGCUUCGUCAAAUCGAAAUUCUCUGUGGAGCGUUAGCUGCCGGUGGUCGAGUUUUGUCAUUUUGGA